Molecule: messenger RNA, 1436 nt
Organism: Morus notabilis
Lineage: Eukaryota; Viridiplantae; Streptophyta; Magnoliopsida; Rosales; Moraceae
Product: phosphatidylinositol transfer protein 2
Exons: 10
Coding region: 349-1161 (270 amino acids)
Biological process (GO): phospholipid transport
Source: RefSeq, a predicted model, not a curated record
UUAACGUCGUUUCGUUCGCAGAAAGAAAGACAGAGGCCAAAAAACGCCGCGCGAGACGUGCAUUGUGGUGCGUGUAUUUCAUCAUCAUCGAAUCGCGAAUCACCAACGAAGCGCACCACAACGGCGCGUUUUGAUUCCUCUUUUCUUUCUUCUCCUCUGCUUUUGAGUUGUUUCUUCCUUUUUCUUCUUUUCUGACAAAAUUGUUUCUUUCCUUUUGGCCAACUCAAAUCUCGGGCGAAAACCAAAAACCAAAAAAUAAUAUAAUAUCUUCGUCUCUUCGGUUUUCUUUUAUCCGUUUCGAAGCGCUCGCCGAGAUUUCAGCUAGCUAAGCAUUGGAAGCUGAGAAAUAUGGUUCAGAUUAAGGAAUUUCGGAUUGUCGUGCCUUUGUCACUAGAAGAGUACCAAAUAGCACAAAUGUACAUGGUAACAAAGAUGCAGCAACAGAACACAACGGGUAAAGAAGGGGUUGAAGUCAUGGUGAACAGGUUCUUUGAAGAUGAUGAAUUUGGGAAAGGUCAAUAUACUUCUAAAUUAUAUCAUCUACAAAGCAAAGUUCCCGCUUGGCUUACUACUUUUGCACCGGCAGAUGCUCUUGUCAUGCAAGAAGAAGCCUGGAACGCAUACCCAAGAUGCAAAACAGUAAUCCAGUGUCCAUACUUUACCAAGUUUCGGCUGACCAUUGAAACUGUCCAUAAAGCCGACAAUGGGCAAUCAGAAAAUGUCCAUGGUCUAAGCAAAGAACAACUAGCAGCCAGGCAGGUGGAAUUCGUUGAUAUCGCGUCCUCAUCGACAGAUUACUGGAGUUACAUGGUUGGAAGUAACAGUGUAGAUCUAUCAAAUUUUAAGUCCACGAGAACUGGCCGCGGUCCACUUUCAGAGGGAUGGCAGGAUACUUGUGAUCCGGUUAUGACGGCAUACAAAUUGGUCACCAUAGAUGCACCAUACUGGGGCUUUGGCUAUCGACUUGAGCAAGCUCUGCUAGCAGGAGAAAGGGCCCUUUUUCUAGAGAGUCACCGAAAUUGUUUUACCUGGAUCGACGAAUGGUUUGGGAUGACAAUGCAACAGAUUCGCGAACUUGAACAAGAAAGCGAUUCCCUAUUGAAUGAGAAACUUCGCACGCCAACUUUGUCGACAAAUGUGGAAGACUUUGAAGACAGAUAAAUGACUAGUAGAUGUAGCCAAAGAUCACACGCUCAGCUACGUUGCACAAGGAUUGGACUGCAGAGACUUACACAUACAAUCCUUUUGAAGAUAAUUUUUCAGAUGUUUUUAGCAGCUUCCGGUUAAUUAUUUGGUUGAGAUCGGGAGUUUGACAUUCAUUAUUCAUUUUCUGUUCAGUUCACAUUCAUAUUGCCAAUAAAAAAUAAAUAAAUAAAUUCUCUAUCAGAAUGUCAUCACCAAAUCUCGAUCAAUGCCAUUAACUCUAUCGGAUUUCU